Messenger RNA from Amphibalanus amphitrite, 3787 nucleotides. RefSeq lists its product as uncharacterized. The record is from RefSeq and is a predicted model, not a curated record. The transcript is spliced from 2 exons. Bases 351 to 3458 code for a protein of 1035 amino acids. NCBI's taxonomy places the organism in Eukaryota, Metazoa, Arthropoda, Thecostraca, Balanomorpha, Balanidae.
CGGCCGGCCGCCUGCACCGCUCGGACGCGCCCGGCGGCCAGUCGCGGGCGGCAGCGCGGGGUGUCGAGCAGCGCGCCGCUGCCGUGUAACCAGGUGACAUCCCCGGGACGGCGCAGGGCGCGCGGGGUCCGCCGGGCAGGCCGGCUGCAGAGGUGCGCGCCUGCAGUGACCGGACAGACGCAGAGGGGGCGCCGGUACCGACGGAUGGGAGCGCCGUCCCAGUGAGAGACGUCACAGCAGCAGCGGUCGUCAUCGUCACCAGAGGACGGUGUCGCCACUAGCGCCGUCAGCCGGCCGCCGUACGAAGCUCAGUUGCUCGGCGCUCCGCCGGGCGGCGCCACCGGCGGACCAUGCUGACCAGCCGGCCCGUGUCGGACGGCUACAGUUUCCGGCUGGACGCUGACUCGUCCAGCACCUACUCGGACUCGAGCAGCUCCGUCUACAAGCAGCGGAUCGACUCCCUGUUCCGACCGGCCGCCGCCGCCGCAGCAGCCGCCGCCACCACCAGCUCCUCACACAGCGAUUACGAGCCCGUGGAGGCGCCGCCGGAGCGGAAACAGCCGCCGCCGCCACCGCCCCCGCCGCGCGUGGUGCCGGCGCGCCCGACCACGACCACCCUGUGGUCCCCUCCAGGCGGCGGCGGUGGUCCCGGGGGUCAGACCGGCGGGCCCGUGGGUCAGACAGGUGGUCCCAGAGGUCAGGCCGGCGGCCCCGGAGGUCAGGCAGGCGCCCUGGUGCCGGUCAGCAGCUCUGCACCCCUCUGGACCCGGCCGGUCGUCACACCCGGUCCCACAGAGGCGGCCGUCGGCCGGCCCAGCCACGGCACAGAGUUCGCAGUGGAAUACCUGGGCGCCGUGCAGGUGGCCGACAACGCCACGCGUCUGGAGCAGCUGCAGCAGCCGCUGAAGCGUCUGUACGUGCCGCGGCUGCGGCGGAGGCGCGCCGCGCAGCUCUCUGACUCGCUGUCCAUCAGCGACACCGGGCUGCGGGUCCGCUACGGGCGCGACCAGGAGCUGCUCAACCCCUUCACCACAGUGGCCGUGUGGGCAGCCGUCAAGUUCGUGGCCAGUCGCGGCGGCGGCGGCGGCCGGCUGCGGUUCGGCUUCCUGCCACUCAUCUGCGACCCGGAGAGUCCCGAGCGCGGCCGGCUGCUCGAUGAUGACGAGGGCAGCCUGCCGGCGGACGCGCCGGCAGCGCGCCACCCGCCGCUGCUCGCCUGCGUGAUGCGCCGGCCCGGCACGCUGGGCGCCCUCGAGUGCCACGGGUUCGUGUGCGCCGCCGCCGAGGACGCCAUCGUGAUCGCCGCCAACCUGUACCAGGCGCUGCUGAUGCGGAUGCAGCCGGAGGCGGGCAGCGGCGGCCGCCGGCAGCCGCGGCCCGCCGACGCGCCCAUCCUGGUCAGCGGCAGCGGCGGCUCCGGCUCUGAGGACGCACUGGGGCCGGCCCGGCGGCAGCGACGGCGGCGCGCCCCGCCCCCGCCGCCCGGCCCGCCCAGCCGACAGGACGCAGUGCGCCGCUCCGACCGCCGGUCAAACAGAGGGGCCUCGCUAGGGGAGCAGAUAGACCCGGAGCGUCCCCACAGCUCCAGCAGGAGCCGCAGCCGGGACCACAGCCGAGACCACAGCCGGGAGAGCGGUCUCAGCCGGGACCAGAGCCGGGACCACAGCCGGGACCAGAGCCGAGAGAGCGGUCUCAGCCGCGACAGUAGCCGAGAUAGUCUGCGGCGGCACGGUGAGCUGAGCCGGGACAGGAGUCGGGAGAGCGUGCGACGACGCGAGUUCCAGAGGAGCAGCAGUCGGGAGAGCGUACGAAGGAAAGAGUUUCAGAGGAGCAGCAGCAGGGACAGUGUACGGAGGAAGGAGUUUCAGAGGAGCAGCAGCAGAGAAAGCAUGCGCAGACGCGAAGAGCUGAGUCCCGACAACAGCCGAGAGAGCAUGCACCCGAAACAGUUCUACCGGGGCAGCAGCAGCAGGGGGAGCUCGCGCGGCCGAGGGUUCGAGCGGGACCCGAGUAGGGAGAGUGUCCGCAGCCGGGCGCGGGACGCAGCGCCCAGUGACGGCUCGCUGCGCCGGCGGACGGGCAGCGUGGGCGCCGUGCCGGCUCUGGUGGCUGCCGCCGCCGAGGCCGCCCGGCAGAGGGAGCCGGCGGCCGGCGGCGGCCGGCGGCUGGCCCGCAGCUCGUCCGACCCGAGCCGCAGCGCGCUGCAGGUGGUGAGCUCGUCGGCCGACCGGCGACCGCCGCCGGCGGCGCCCGACCCGGCCGUGGACCUGGGACAGCUGCUGGCGCACCUACAACAGCGCGACGGCAUCCGCACCGUGGAUGACGUGCUGCGCCGGGUGAUCGCGCCCGGCGGCAUGUCGUUCAGCGAGCUGCGGCCCGAGCACCGCGAGCUACUCCUCCGGCUGGCGCUCACACUCAGCAAGGACGAGAUGUACCAGCGCAGCAAGAGCAUCAUGAAGAAGCAGACGCGCAAGGGGGCGCUCUUCAGCAGCGAGAGCGAGACCAGCACGUCCGACGGCAGCAGCACCAUCAGCAACGUGCUCAAGGCCACCAAAAAGUCGCUGUCGCGGUUCGGCUGGCGGACGGGCGGCUUCCAGUCCCCGUCAGCCUACCUCAAACAGCACACGCCGUUCGGAAAGCUCUACAACGCCCGCGGAAACGCCAAGCAAAAGGAGACCGCCGCCAAGAGUCUGGCCGACGAGUUCCCUGCCAAGAUAUCUGGCUCGGUGUCGGCCGACAGCGAGCCGGCCCCCGACCGGUCGCGGCGGAGGACGCAGCGCCGCUCCCCGGCCCGCUGCGGCUGUGAUCGGGACGCGGACCGCUUCGACUCCCCGCGCGGCGGGGGCGAGCGCCGGCCGUCUCGCUCGCUGAUCGAGCUGCCGCUGACCUGUGACGCUGACAGCUGCUCGGGCAGCGACCGCUGCUACUGCUCGCUGCAGCGCGGCGCCUCGGCCGACGAGGCCGACAGGGAGCGGGCGGAGCGGCGCCGCAGCGCGGCCGACCUGCUAUCGGAGCGGGCCCGUCGGCAGCAGCCGCGCGGCGCCUCCACCGGGGAGUCGAGCGGCGGCAGCAGCGGCGGCCGCGGCCACCGGCGGCGCGGUGGCCGGGCCACCUCGCUGUCACGAGCCGGCAGCACAGACACCGGCAUCGGCUCGGCGGCCGAUGACGGAGGCGGCGGCGGCGGCCGGUUUCUGGUGGUCUCGGCGGCCGACGAGGCGGGCCGGGUGUUCCACCGCGGCGGCUCGCAGCGCCGGCGAGAGCAGGACGUGCUCACGCUGAAGAAGAGUACCGAGAUUGCGGCUACUUUCUCCGGACUGCGGCUGAGUCAGACCACCAACCUGCUGAGCAGCGGCGGCAGCGGCAGCGGCAGCGACAGCGAGCCGGAGCCGGCCGGCCGCCGGCUGCGGCACGGCUACUCGGACCAGGACAUCGAGGACUCGCUCGGCUACCUGCCCUGACCGGUGGCGGCCACAGCGGCACACCGGGGAGGGCGACUGGGCGAGCAGAACCUCAGGGUGACAGGCGGCGGCCGAGUCCGGUCACAGCAGUCGGCAGGCGGGGUAGACUGAGCCGUGUGGAUUGUUGUAGCCGUUGUUAAAAAGAGGGCCCAAUAUGAUAGCUACUUCUGCUAUAGUAAGGAAAAUGCGGCGCUAUCGUGUUCGUUAGCAUUGUUUAUUGAUGAGAUGUUGGAUGGAAGUUGUGCGAAAGUGAUUCGUAGAUCACGAUAUAAAGUAACUGUGAGAUUGAGGUUGGGCUAUGGUUGAACGAUAAUGAAAUGUCUUACGCC